Triticum turgidum subsp. durum (durum wheat) is the source of this 807-nucleotide messenger RNA. Lineage: Eukaryota; Viridiplantae; Streptophyta; Magnoliopsida; Poales; Poaceae. The record is from the annotation of a GenBank genome assembly.
AUGGGCGGCGGCAGCAGAUCGCGCGCGAAGGAGGCCGACGGCGAGUCGGAGGUCCGGCCGGGCGGGAUGUUCGUGCAGCGCAGGGACGGCGAGGAGGGCCCCACCGUCAGGCUCAGGGUGUCCCACGGCCCCGCCCUGCGCGACGUCUUCGUGCCGGCGCAGGCCACCUUCGGUGAACUGAAGAGGAUCCUCACCCAGACUACUGGCCUGGAGCCUGAGAGACAGAGGCUCUUUUUCCGUGGUAAGGAGAAGAGGGACGAUGAAUUCCUGCACGCAUCAGGCGCCAAGGAUGGAGCAAAAUUGCUUCUGCUUGAGAAACAUGUCCCUGCCAAUGUGGAACAGAAGGUCGAGCCAGUGAUGAUGGAUGAGAGCAUGAUGAGGGCUUGUGAGGCUGUUGUUCGUGUCAGAUCUGAAGUUGACAAGCUCUCUGCUAAGGUUAAGGAACAAUACUUGCCGCACCUGGUGUGUGAGUUGGAGAAGAGUGUCCUUGCAGGGAAGAAGGUCGAGGAUAAAGAAUUUGUUGUCUUGACGGAGCUGCUUAUGGUGCAGCUGCUGAAACUCGAUGGCAUAGAGGCAGAGGGAGAAGCAAGGGCACAAAGGAAGGCCGAGGUGCGCCGAGUUCAGAAUCUUGUGGAGACCCUGGACAAGCUGAAGGCAAGGAACGCAAACCCUUUCAGUGAUAGCGCCAAAUCUGUUUCGGUGUCGACCGAGUGGGAGACGUUCGAAAACGGCAUGGGCAGCUUGACUGCUCCGCCGGCCCGAUUUUCUUCCACACAAAACGACACUGACUGGGAGCAGUUCGACUAG